CCUUCCUGCGCUUUUCCAGCAUUAACUUCAUGGUCAAUUAGCCUUGGUCAAUACUAUGAGCGCCGCUCAACCCCAGUCGGGCUUGGCCCUUGCCGCCCGCUAUGCGGUCCCUUUUGUUCUGCUACUUAUUCCUGUAUGGAUGGCCCGGGUCAAUACCGUUGUUCCAGAGCCGUAUCUGGAUGAAGCUUUCCAUAUCCCUCAAGCUCAAGCAUAUUGGCAUCACAAGUGGACGCACUGGGAUCCGAAAAUUACUACACCCCCGGGUCUCUAUCUCUGGUCGUAUGUUCUUUGCGCUGUUGCGCUUUUCCUUCGAGGCUCUCCAACAGAGCUCAAUGCGGAAGCACUCCGUUCGACCAAUGUCGCAGCUGCCGCAGUCUUCCUACCCUUGAGACUGCAGACUUUGCUGGAUGCUCUACGGAAAGAACGCAAUACCCGUCCGUCUGGCGCAUGGUUAAGCCAUACUGUGCUGAAUAUCUGUCUCUUCCCGCCGUUGUUCUUCUUCUCGGGCCUCUACUACACCGAUAUCCUUGCCCUUCUGAUUGUCAUUGAAGCCUACAAAUGGGACCUUAAACGAUCGGCAGCGACUGGCUCCGCGAGUCAGACUUUUGUAUUUAUAUUCCUGGGAGUGGCUGCAUUAGCCUUCAGACAGACCAACGUCUUCUGGGUUGCAGUUUUCUUCGGUGGGUUGCAGGUCAUCCGGACCUUGCGGAAGUCUUCCAAACCAUGUAAGUCGGCGAAUGUUGCCGAUAUUGCCAAAGGAGGCUUCAAUAAUGAGCUGUAUGACCCUCAUGUGUCAGAGGCUUCACUAGCGGAUUACUUUAAAACCGCUCUUUCCCUCUGCGCUGCUGCAUUGGACAACCUGGGUCAAGUAAUUGUUUCUUCGGUUCCAUACGUUACUAUACUUGCGGCCUUUGGUGCCUUCGUAUCGUGGAAUAACGGUGUUGUUUUAGGACAUAAAGCAUUCCACACUGCAGGCUUGCAUCUACCUCAGAUGUUGUAUAUCUGGCCCUAUAUCUUCUUUUUCUCGUGGCCGAUCCUACUCUCACCUGUUGUCAAUAUGUUUCUGCCGAAAGUUUGUCUACCUAAAUUUAUGGACUACGGCUUUUCGAAGAAACAUAAGGGCAUCCCAAAGAUACUGACAGUCCUCGCGAUUGUCCCUGUCAUGCUAACUGUCGUUCAUUAUAACACUGUCGUCCACCCCUUCACGCUUGCAGACAAUCGCCACUAUGUCUUCUACGUCUUUCGCAUUCUUCUCCGGACUCAUCCAGCUAUCAAGUAUGCUGCAACCAUUGUCUACUUCCUCUGCGGCUGGGCAGUCAUUUCCGCUUUUGGCUUCUCGACCAUCACACCGCCGCCUCGAUUUAUCCAAGCUCCACAGCCAGCGUCGUCCCCCAAGCUACCGGUACAGAAAGGCCCCAAAGGCCAGACCCAAGGCGAGAGCAAGAAGAGACCCUCGAAGAAUGUUGUUCAGCCUCCUAAGACACAGCAAUUAACACCGGAGUCCUUCGCGAUGAUUCAAGAAGCAAUUAAACAACGUCAAGUGAACCAACUGGAUGCGCCGCGAGUGAGCUUCGUGCUUGUCUGGCUUGCUGCUACCACCCUUUCUCUCAUCACAGCGCCACUGGUUGAGCCACGAUAUUUCAUAGUUCCCUGGGUGAUGUGGCGACUGCAUUUACCGCGGCAACCCACGCCGCUUGUUCAUCGCGAGCAGCGUCCUAGAGAUGAAAAAGAAGCGCUCCGUGCGAAGAUAGCCACCAACUUUCCACUUUUCUUGGAAACCUUCUGGUUCCUCGUGAUAAACGCUGUGACAGGAUACGUUUUUCUCUACAAGGGUUUUGAGUGGCCCCAGGAGCCUGGAAGGAUCCAACGGUUCAUGUGGUGAUCGCUUUGAUUCCUGUACAUUCUGUAAUUGUUUUAUUAUUAAUCGUGAAGAGCUUCGCACUUUGUAUAUAAUAGACACCCAUUGGGGGGUUGACCCAGUAGCUCGAUGUUCACUAUGCAGCUACUCUAUAUAUAUGCUUUUGAC
This is a messenger RNA of Aspergillus alliaceus, 2026 nucleotides long. RefSeq names its product dolichyl-P-Glc:Glc(2)Man(9)GlcNAc(2)-PP-dolichol alpha-1,2- glucosyltransferase (gene alg10). Gene Ontology annotation, cellular component: endoplasmic reticulum. Gene Ontology annotation, biological process: dolichol-linked oligosaccharide biosynthetic process; protein N-linked glycosylation. The coding region runs from base 56 to 1882 and encodes 608 amino acids. NCBI's taxonomy places the organism in Eukaryota, Fungi, Ascomycota, Eurotiomycetes, Eurotiales, Aspergillaceae. The record is from RefSeq and is a predicted model, not a curated record. The transcript has 3 exons. Gene Ontology annotation, molecular function: dolichyl pyrophosphate Glc2Man9GlcNAc2 alpha-1,2-glucosyltransferase activity.